Messenger RNA from Mastomys coucha (southern multimammate mouse), 3184 nucleotides. RefSeq names its product Rho guanine nucleotide exchange factor 33 (gene Arhgef33). The coding region runs from base 130 to 2676 and encodes 848 amino acids. The transcript is spliced from 18 exons. NCBI's taxonomy places the organism in Eukaryota, Metazoa, Chordata, Mammalia, Rodentia, Muridae. The record is from RefSeq and is a predicted model, not a curated record. Gene Ontology annotation, molecular function: guanyl-nucleotide exchange factor activity.
CUGACUUCACAAAGUUGUCCUCUGACCUCCAUGUGCAUGUCAUGGUGCGGGGAAGGGGAGGUGGCCUGACCCAGCACGAGGAUGACGCAAUGCUGAAGAGUGAGCUGGAGGAGAGGAAUACCGGGCACCAUGGAAAAACCCAAAACAAAGCAAGGAGAGAAUGAACACAUGCCGGUGAAUAACCCUUCCACACAGAUUUACCAGCUUCAGGCCCUGGCCUCAGAACUGAAAACUGGCUUCACAGAAGCAAUGCAGGAGCUGACACGGAUCCAACAUGGAGAAUACGCUUUGGAAGAGAAGGUCAAGAGCUGCAGAUGUUCCAUGGAAGAGAAAGUCACUGAGAUGAAGAAUUCAUUAAACUACUUCAAGGAAGAGCUGAGCAAUGCAAUGUCCAUGAUUCAGGCAAUCACUUCCAAACAAGAAGAAAUGCAGCAGAAAAUUGAACAGCUUCAGCAGGAGAAGAGAAGAGAAUCUCGAAAGGUUAAAGCCAAGAAAGCACAAAAGGAAGAACAUGGCGCUCAGGCCGGGCCUGCAUCUGCACCUGCGUCUGCGCCUACGCAAGGAAGCCCCUUCCGCUCCAUCAAUGUCCCUGAGUCCAGUAUCCCCAGUGAAGACUUCACCAACAUGUUGCCUUCUCAGACCUAUGAAAAAGCCCAAGAGUCAAGAUCUGUUCAUGUUGGAGAUGGCAAUGUGAAGGGAAUGAUGGGUCCUGGAGUGAACCCAACAGCUCCAGAAUCAGAUGAAAACCUUAAGCCUUCUCUCUCAGCUGAGAUCCAGUCCAAGGGCCAUCACACACCUGGCCUGUGGAGACAGCCUAAGGAUGGCAAAGAAUGGGGCGAGGAGUAUGUCACAAAAGAUCACCCAGAUAAACUGAAGGACGCUGGCCAGGGUAGACACAGCUCCCUGGAAAAUGUUCUAUGUGAAACCUCUUUAGCUGCAAAAAGGCAAACUGUGGCUCUGGAACUGCUUGAGUCAGAACGGAAAUAUGUCAUCAACAUCUCUCUGAUCCUGAAGAUAAAGGCGACAUUCCAGGGCUCUGAUGGAAAGAGGAACCCCAAGGAGAGAAGCCUCUUUCCUGGCUCCUUGCGCUACCUUGUCCAGCAGCACUUGGAUUUGCUUCAUGCGCUGCAGGAGAGGGUCCUGAAGUGGCCACGCCAAGGAGUCCUCGGAGACUUGUUCCUGAAGUUGACAAAUGAUGAGAAUAAUUUCUUGGAUUAUUAUGUUGCCUACCUGAGAGAUUUACCCGAAUGCAUCUCAUUGGUUCACGUUGUGGUACUGAAGGAGGGUGAUGAAGAGAUUAAGUCAGAUAUCUACACUCUGUUUUUCCACAUAGUACAGCGCAUCCCUGAAUAUCUGAUACAUCUGCAGAAUGUUCUGAAGUUCACAGAGCAGGAGCACCCAGACUAUUAUCUACUACUUGUGUGUGUUCAGCGUCUCCGAGUCUUUAUCUCUCAUUAUACCCUGCUGUUCCAAUGCAAUGAAGAUUUGCUUAUUCAGAAACGGAAAAAGCUCAAAAAGUCAUCUAUGGCAAAGCUGUACAAAGGGCUGGCUUCCCAGUGUGCCAAUACUGGCCAAGAUGCUUCCCCCAGUGCAGGCCAGGAGGCUGUCCACGACAGUGGGGUCCACUCAGACGAAAUGCACCAACCCUAUCCUUCCACUUCCGGUUCUGCCCCUGCUGUCACACAUCUGAUGGCCCCGGCGAAGAAAGGCCAGCAGCAGCAGAGCCUCAUGGAGAGCAUGCAGCCCGGGAAGCCUGGAGACUGGGAGAUGGAGGGCAGAAAGCACGAGCGGCCCGAGAGCCUGCUGGCGCCGGCGCAGUUCUGCGCGGCCGAGCAGGACGUGAAGGCGCUCGCCGGGCCUCUGCAGGCCAUCCCGGAGAUGGACUUCGAGCCGUCCCCCGCCGAGCCGCUAGGCAACGUGGAGCGCUCGCUGCGCGGUCCGCCCGAGCUCCUACCGGACGCGCGCGGCUUCGUGCCCGCCGGCUACGAGGAGUUCGAGUACGGCGGAGAGAUCUUCGCGCUGCCCGCACCCUACGACGAGGAACCCUUCCAGGCGCCGGCGCUCUUCGACAACUGCUCGCCUGCCUCCUCAGAGUCCAGCCUGGACAUCUGCUUCCUGCGGCCCGUCAGUUUCGCCAUGGAGGCCGAGCGGCCCGAGCACGCGCUGCAGCCGCUGCCCAAGAGCGCCACGUCGCCGGCGAGCAGCAGCGGCGCCUACAAGCUGGAGGCCGCGCAGGCGCAGGCGCACGGCAAGGCCAAGCCGCUGAGCCGCUCGCUCAAGGAGUUCCCGCGCACGCCGCCCGCCGAGGGCGUGGCCCCGCGCCUCUACAGCACGCGCAGCAGCAGCGGCGGCCGCGCGCCGCUCAAGGUCGAGCGUGCUCCCGCACCCCACGGCCCCGCCGCCGCCGCCGCCGCCUCCCGCGGGGCGCCGCGGACCUUCUUCCCCCAACAGAGGUCCCAAAGCGAAAAACAGACCUAUUUGGAAGAGAUGCACCUAGAGGAUGCCACCCGAUUCUGUCCAAAGGAAGAAAGAGAGAGUGAACAGACUUCUUUCAGCGAUCAAAAUCCCAGGCAAGACCAGAAAGGGGGCUUUCGCAGCUCAUUCCGCAAGCUCUUUAAAAAGAAAAAUGGGAACUCAACUGGUGAAGAUUUCUGUGGUCCUUGGGGCUGGUGGUGACAUCAGAGCUUUCCCAUUUCCAGAUUUUAGGUCCAGUGGAUCAGAAUACAGGGAAAAAACUAAUGAGAACCCCUCAAUGGAUCCUUCACCCACCAAACAAGAUUUCUUCAGAAACCGACUUGCUCUUGCAAAUGACCUUGACCAAGGAACAGCUGUGUAAAUACAUUUACAGUUGUAUUGUCGAGUGGUAAGAGGAGGGUAAAAGCUUGUAUAUAUCUCUGCAGGAAUAUAUAUAUAUAUAUAUCAAUGUAUAAAUCCCUAAGGAAAACUAAUAUAGAUAUUUACAUAUGAAACUAAAUCAACAUACAAGAUACUGAAGAGAUGACGAUUAGUCUAUGGCUAAGACUUGGCUUAUGAACCUCAACACUUGGGAAAAGGGAAAUGAAGACUUCCCACAUCAUUACAGGAAAAAAAUACUAAAUUUGGAGGAAAAUAAAUGUUUGUAAGAACAAAAACUUGCACCUUGAAGUCAUUCCCCCAAGUAUAAUAAUAAUCGUGUUCAUUUUUA